UCCCCGCGCUGCAGUCCUUGAGGUUGUCACUAAUGAAAGCAGCUCAGCCUGGGAGCCGGAGAGGAGACGUGGGGAAGGAUUUCAUUGGUAUCUCCCAGCCAACGUCAGAAUGGUUAAAAACCCGCUUCCUCUCCCAGCGAGGAGCCUAGCGCAGCUCAGGCCGUAGCUGGUACGGGGCCAGCAAGCCAGGCGGCAUCUGCUCAGCCCCGCUUUCUCUUUGCCUGCGUGCGCGCUAGCCUCGGCCACCAGCUGCCAGCAUCUUCCUCCUCCCGCAUCCUCCAGCAGCAUCCGCUCCGGGUACCAGCCUCCCUUCUCCAUCCACAGGCGUCGCCUCUCCGGGGCAGCGAGGGAGCCCCGCCAGGGACGCAGUGAAGGCGGGCAAGGAGGAGGCUGUUGGGAGAAGCAGACGGAAUGGGCACCGUGCGGGCAGCUCCUUAGGGCUCACGCCGCGGCGCGUCCGGAUCCCCACCCCGCAGAGCCAUGGGGGUGCUGAUGUCCCGGCGCCAGACGGUGGAGCAGGUGCAGAAGGUCAGCCUGGCCGUCUCCGCUUUCAAGGACGGGCUGCGGGAGCGGCCCUCCACCAAGCGCAAGGCGGAGGCGUGGGGCGGGCGCCGGGGGACACUGGAGCACGAGGUGCGGGAGGUGCAGGAGGAGGAGGAAGAGAGGCCGGAGGCCGCUGGCCCCUCGCAGACGCAGCGGGAGGAGAGCCAUGCCAACCGGGCGGCCUGGGAACGGCUGCGGGACGGACGGGGCGUGGAGCCAGAGGAGUUCGACCGCGCCAACCGCUUCACACCGCCGGCCUUCGUCCGGCCCACGCGCGAGCUGCACGAUGACGAGCCGCUGGAGAUCAGCCUGGAGCAACGGGAGCAGGUGAGCAGCGACGAGAUGUGCGAGAUCUGCGAGGUGUGGACGGCGGAGAGCCUGUUCCCCUGCAGGGUGUGCACCCGGGUCUACCACGACGGCUGUCUGCGUCGCAUGGGCUUCCUGCACAACAGCAGCGCCGUGGAGGUGACGGAGACGGCGCACACCGAGACGGGCUGGAGCUGUUACUACUGCGAUAACCUCAACCUCCUGCUGACGGAAGAGGAGAUGUACAGCCUGAUGGAGACCUUCCAGCAAUGCAAGAUCAUCCCCGAGACCUGCCUGAUGCAGGACAGGUUCCUGCACUACAAGCAGCUGGUCCACCAGCGCCACUUGGACAGGCCGAUGAGCGAGGAGCAGGAGGAGCGAGCUGCCCUGCAGUUCUCCGCGCUGGACCCCGACAAGAAGGGCCACGUCGAGUGGCCGGAUUUCCUCUCCCACGAGUCCAUCGUGCUGCUGCAGAAACUCCGGCCACAGAAUUCCCUGCUACGGCUACUGACAGCCAAGGAGCGGGAGCGGGCGCGAGCCACCUUCCUGCCCCUCAACCAGGACGGCCAGGGGCUGAUCAGUGAGGGCGAGUGCCGGAAAGCCCAGCACGCGUGGUUUCGGAAGCACCAGAAGGAGGCCCCGUCCUGCAAUGUCAGCAUCAGCCACGUGGGGCCCAUGUCGGAGAGCAGCCCAGCCAGCAGUGGCAGCAGCCAGAGCCAGGAGAAGACCCUGCUGGGCACAGAGCAGGAGGAAUCCAGCAGGCUUGUCGACUGGCCGACCUUCCUGAAAGAGAGCGUCAUCUACAUCCUCGCCGCCCGCCCCAACAGCGCCGCCAUCCACCUGAAGCCGCUGGCAUAGCCGCUGCCCGGGACAGGGGCCGGGCGAGGGCUCCCAACCUGGACGAUGCAUGAGCGGGCGGGAGGCCGGAUGCACGGAGCCCAGUCCUAGCCAUUGUGUUCUGUAUUCGCCGAGCUUGCAGCCGAAGGAGCUGACAGUCUGCUUCACCCGCCAGAGGGGCGCUCCAGCCUGCUGCCCCAUCUCCCAUGGGCCUCGGGUAGCCACACCCGGCUCCCCUCCCUCACCACGGCCCAGCAGACUUCGGAUGGGUGGAGCGAGGCCCCAAACCCCGCACCACGCCCAGCCACACCCCCAGCUCAGUAGAGUUCUGGUUUCUGAUUGGCUGAGAGGGAGCUGCCCCCCCCACACACACACCCCCACGAAAUUCGGCAGACUUCUGAUUAGUGGAGAGAGGACUGAACACAAACAGUCCAGCACCAUUCUGGCUUCUGACUGGCAGAGAAAGCCCAUGCAAGCCCCCACUUACGCGGCUGGACGGUUCCCAGAGUCGAGGUAGCCCUGUGCCGUCGCGACAGGUUGGCGGACCCCGGUGGCUGUGGACUAACGAGGCCCCUGCUGGCCCGGCAAUGGCACGGGCGUGCCCGGUGGAGAGCAGAGGGAGGCAUGUUGGCUGAGCUGGGGCAGCAAGGCCUGCGGGGCUGCCCUGCCGCUGGCAAGCUGGGCCGGGCACCGUCCCAGCCUCUCCCCUACUCUCUGGGACCCGCCCCCAGACACACGCCAUCCACUUUCACCAAAGGCUCUCAGGGCUGGUCCCCAGCGGCCAGGGCAGUGUUACCCUCUCCGCUCUGCACGGUGGCUCUCGACACCCAUAUUCCAGCCUCCCUGUGUGAGCAGAUCUCCGGCUGGGAGAGCAGCCUGCCGGGGAGCUGGGCAUGGAGCAAGAGCUGAACGCCAUGAGACCCCAGCUAGGACAUGGCAUACCGGGCCUGGGUCACCCCUCACCACCACCACCAGAUCAGCAGUGUGACCGCCGCCACGGAGCUGCUCCUGGUUCACACCCGUCUCCUGGAGAAGAGUCAGACCCUGGUCUCUGUCCGAGCGACAGUCCUGCCCUGGCCGAGAGGGCUGGGUGGGGGACAGGGUGGAUUCAGGGCAGAGCGGCUCCGUGUCCCCAGGAGCGGGCAUGUGGGGAACUGCUUUCCUCAGGCUGGCAAAUACCCGACCCACCGCUGCGGCUGCAUAAACGAGCCACAGAGAACUCCCUUUGAGCAGCUCCACCUCCCGGGUCAGGCGCCAGGUGCUGCUCUGCCAGCCAGGAGGCCCAUCAGGACAAUCCUGAGAGCUGGGCGGUGUGUCGGCUGCUUGUCACGGGGCCGGCUUCCCCUCUCGCUCCCAUCAGUGUCAGCUCCAGUGAAGUGAGUCGGGUUCACUGCGGUGUGGGGGAGGAGGAUCAGGCCCCCUGUGUUUAUGGAACGAGGACGUGGCCGGAGUUGUCGAAGCGUUGCCGCGAACGUAACCUGGCCUCGCCCCGGGAUGUCUUUCUAGAAGACGCUUGCUAGCUCACUCACCAGUACUGGGCUGGAUGCAGGCGUCAUGGGGCGGGGUUAGGCAGGAGGGCAGGCUGGAGGGUCACAGUGGUCCCUUCUGGCCUUGCCAUGCGUGAAGAAGGGAGACGAGUUUCUUGUAUUUCUUAGUCCUCUCAAAGUUGUCAGACGCCAGCUACCUGCCUUGACUACACAGCAUCGCACGUCUGCGAAUUCCGAGCCCUCCGCCAGACUUUAUGGAAUCCGUAGCCACCCGUGACUUCACAGCCAUAAGCCAGGAUAGAAGUCAUGCCCUCCUGCUCCAAAAGCACCGGCCAGUGCCCGGAGUCAAAGAAGAAUCUUCUUUUACUGUUAGCCGUACAGGAGCUAUGUAGGAGCUGAGCAGUUCCAGUUCCACCUACCGGGGGCAACGGUGACACAUGUGCACUAGCUUUGCACAUCUUUCACAGGCACAGUGCGAGCAGCCCCCAUUGGCACUCGGGACCCGAUAGCUGUUCAUAACAGUGCCUCCUGUUCCCUACAAAGAGAAGCCAGUAUUGCACCAUGAUGCAAGAUCAGCAAACUCAUCUGAGACGCUAUCAGGAGGGACCAGAUUUCCACCCCACCCAGCUUACCCACCACAGAACACGGCCGCAGGGACCAGCUACCUUAUCAUAGAAUCAUAGAAUCAUAGAAUAUCAGGGUUGAAAGGGACCCCUGAAGGUCAUCUAGUCCAACCCCCUGCUCGAAGCAGGACCAAUUCCCAGUUAAAUCAUCCCAGCCAGGGCUUUGUCAAGCCUGACCUUAAAAACCUCUAAGGAAGGAGAUUCUACCACCUCCCUAGGUAACGCGUUCCAGUGUUUCACCACCCUCUUAGUGAAAAAGUUUUUCCUAAUAUCCAAUCUAAACCUCCCGCACUGCAACUUGAGACCAUUACUCCUCGUUCUGUCAUCUGCUACCAUUGAGAACAGUCUAGAGCCAUCCUCUUUGGAACCCCCUUUCAGGUAGUUGAAAGCAGCUAUCAAAUCCCCCCUCAUUCUUCUCUUCUGCAGGCUAAACAAUCCCAGCUCCCUCAGCCUCUCCUCAUAAGCCAUGUGUUCUAGACCCCUAAUCAUUUUUGUUGCCCUUUGCUGGACUCUCUCCAAUUUAUCCACAUCCUUCUUGUAGUGUGGGGCCCAAAACUGGACACAGUACUCCAGAUGAGGCCUCACCAAUGUCGAAUAGAGGGGAACGAUCACGUCCCUCGAUCUGCUCGCUAUGCCCCUACUUAUACAUCCCAAAAUGCCAUUGGCCUUCUUGGCAACAAGGGCACACUGCUGACUCAUAUCCAGCUUCUCGUCCACUGUCACCCCUAGGUCCUUUUCCGCAGAAUUGCUGCCUAGUUAUUCGGUCCCUAGUCUGUAGCGGUGCAUUGGAUUCUUCCGUCCAAAGUGCAGGACCCUGCACUUAUCCUUAUUGAACCUCAUCAGAUUUCUUUUGGCCCAAUCCUCCAAUUUGUCUAGGUCCUUCUGUAUCCUAUCCCUCCCCACCAGCGUAUCUACCACUCCUCCCAGUUUAGUAUCAUCCGCAAAUUUGUUGAGAGUGCAAUCCACACCAUCCUCCAGAUCAUUUAUGAAGAUAUUGAACAAAACCGGCCCCAGGACCGACCCUUGGGGCACUCCACUUGAUACCGGCUGCCAACUAGACACGGAGCCAUUGAUCACUACCCGUUGAGCCCGACAAUCUAGCCAGCUUUCUACCCACCUUAUAGUGCAUUCAUCCAGCCCAUACUUCCUUAACUUGCUGACAAGAAUACUGUGGGAGACCGUGUCAAAAGCUUUGCUAAAGUCAAGAAACAAUACAUCCACUGCUUUCCCUUCAUCCGCAGAACCAGUAAUCUCAUCAUAAAAGGCGAUUAGAUUAGUCAGGCAUGACCUUCCCUUGGUGAAUCCAUGCUGGCUGUUCCUGAUCACUUUCCUCUCAUGCAAGUGCAUCAGGAUUGAUUCUUUGAGGACCUGCUCCAUGAUUUUUCCAGGGACUGAGGUGAGGCUGACUGGCCUGUAGUUCCCAGGAUCCUCCUUCUUCCCUUUUUUAAAGAUUGGCACUACAUUAGCCUUUCCCUUGAACCUUCCCCUUGAAUGCAAAGGCGCAGCCUGCCCAGAAUGCAGUGCCUUGACCCAACCCAAGCAGAGGGCACUUGGUUGGAGACAGAGCAUUGCAUGCUGGCAUCUGUAGUCUCCGCGCCUACGUAUUCAUUAGGAAGGUGGCCAUGGACUCCACCGGCUACUUGACCCACAGAUCCCCCACCCCCGAAGCCUAUAAAAGGGCCUGGAUCAGCUUAUGGCAGUGCAUCAGGGGAGCUAGGAACCAGCCUGCAUUCACGAUGUCUAGAGCCGGUACAGGAGCUGUCAGAGUAGCAGCCGUGCUAGUCUGUAUUCGCAAAAAGAAAAGGAGGACUUGUGGCACCCUAGAGACUAACCAAUUUAUUUGAGCAGAAGCUGAGAGCCUGAGAGAGGAGAUCUAUGGUGAGCAACAAGAGGUCACUGGAUCCCUUAGCCUCUGGCAAGGGCAGGGAUCAGAAUCAGCAGGCUUGGGCCUCUCCAGGAGCAGUUCUGGGCAGAACUGAGGUUUGCUCUUGUGCUGUUUCUUCGGGCAGGGAAAGCAGAAGGUGUGAGGCUCCCACAGCAAGAGCUCUCCUGUGUAGACAGAGGCUCCGUGAGCUGCGCCGAGAACAGCAGAGAGGGCCUCCCCCCUCGGCGGGCUCUGCCUCUAAUUAAUAAGCACUUGGCCAUCCCCAGAGCCAGCUGCAUAUGAGCUGAGCGGCUGCAGCAAAUGCUGGCUCAGCUAAGGGGAGAGGGAAAUCGGUCACAGUUCAACCUAGCGGAGAUAAAAUGGCUACAUCAGGCAUGGCCUGCUUCCUGGCCAGGCCCAGCCACCGCCGGAAAUAAAGUCCUUCCUGACAGCUCUGCCUGGAGCACCACAGGACUCAGGAGGGAAUUUCCACCCAUGGGGCAUUGUCACGUGUCGGGGGGUCACUUCGGAAGCACCCGAUUGCCGCCCUUGCCACAGGCAGGAUCCAAGACUUGCCGGAGGCAGGAUCCAACUGUCUGAUUCAGUGUGGCAAAUGCUUUCGCUUUCGCUUUGCUAGAUCGUCCAGUGGGCCUGGCUUGGGAAGGCUGAAAGGAGAGGACACAGCGCCAGAGAUUGCUGGAGGAAUCAAUCCCAUUGUGACGGGAGGGCCUAGGUGCAACCCCACCCCAGCGACAAUGAGUCCAUGGUCACUGUCUGGCCAGUGGGGUCGCUCUGUCUCCUGGGAAGCAGCUCAUGGAUGACCGCUCACUCCAGAUCUUGCAGCUCUCCGUUCUUGGGGGUUCACUGGCCAAUUAGCCUUGUUUCAAGUAUAUUCGGAGCACAACAGCUGUUGGCUUCUCAGGGACCUGCCCAGACCAUCGUCCUGUUUUUAGAAGGAAGCCUGCCCUGCUGCCUGCAACGCCCUCUCCUGCUCCAUCCCCGUCCAUACACUAUAGACUAUAACCUUCCUCGUUACAGGCUUGCCCGAGUCACCGUCUCAGCAGCCCUGCCCCGCGUCCACUGGGACGGUGAAUGUAACCUGGGGCCACACAGGGUGUGCGUGGGGUGGGCCUGGUGUGGGGAGAGGCUGAAGGAUUGCUGCUGCUGAACGUAAAAAAUUCAAGUGCACAGGAGUGACCCAAACAGGAGCCCAACCAUGCUGUCUAUCUAGGGGAUUCCUCUGGCGCCUCUUGUCCUGGUGCGUGGGCACAGACGGCGUGGAGCAACACGCCCAGACUUUGUCACCACACGACUGUUGGCACCUUGCAAACAGCUGGCGAGCUGCACCAACCAUGCCUAACCCGGAGCAGAUUGUGCCCACCCGUACGGCCCCAGAGGAGGUGCAGGUGAGGAGACGACAGGCCCCAGCCCGCAGUGCCCCCCAGAUCAAGGUGGAGCACAACAUCCUGGGACCCACAGUCUCCACGCGCCACAGCCCUGCGUCAGAAAGGAGUGGAGCCGCGGGCUGCAUUGCAACGCACCCUCGGUCACGUUCGGCCCGUGGGCGUCCCAGGCACGGACCACGAUGCUGAGCCAAGGCCGCUCCCCUACCGGUCCUGCUUGUGAAAGCCGUCCCUCCGUGAGGCAGCCCAUUUAACGGUGGCAGAGGGUUAGGGCCAUGGAACUGCCCCAACAGACACCACCCGGGACAUGGCCUGGCGAGAAGCCACGAGAGGCAGCUGCACGUCCGAGCCGGCCCUGCUCUCACACACGCGUCAGCCCCCAGCGGUGCCUUUCCUCCCCGGGGCAGUCGGGAGCAGCGCUUGCAGUGGGUCCAAGGCUCUCAGGCAGCUCUCGCAGCCGGUGUGCCAGGGACGAGCUGCACGUCCGAGCCGGCCCUGCUCUCACACACGCGUCAGCCCCCAGCAGUGCCUUUCCUCCCCGGGGCAGUCGGGAGCAGCGCUUGCAGUGGGUCCAAGGCUCUCAGGCAGCUCUCGCAGCCGGUGUGCCAGGGACGAGUGCUCCUCGUACUCUCACUCCAGGGCUGGCACAUCGCCGAGUGCACUUCAGGAUUGAAAUGAGGGCAGCAGGAGAGCGCACUUACCAGGCAGGGAUAAUAUACGGGGGGUUCCCUCCAAGAGGCCCACUGCUGAGUUAAUGGGCCAGAGGAGACACGGGCAAAGGAAAGCUCAGGGACCCGGGGGCAGGUAGCUUCCUGGAUCUUUCUGCUUGAGCCCAGGAGAUAACCAAAUGGGGAGCUAUCCCCAUGCACCCAGGGGAUUUAGACAUGUUCUCUAUUGAUAUGAGGGCAGUCCUGUAUCUGUACCCUCUGCGCCGCCCUGACGCCCUCAGCCUGCUUCUCUCUGGCUGGUGACCCAGGGUGAUGCUCCAGCCCUGGGCAAUGAAGGCUGCCCUUCGUUUGCGGGAAAUGGAGCUGCGUGCAGCCUCCACCUUUAACAGAGGCCCGACCUGCGGAGACUACGCGUCCCAACAUGCCUUGCAGCCUGUGCACGGCUGGGAAGUGUCGUCUCCGGGGGCCUGUGGUGGUGAGCCCCACGGGCUGGCUGGGGACACAGGUCUCGCUUGGCUCGCUGGGUAACAAGUGCAUGGGUUACACCCAGCCAGCCAGGCCGCGUGGAGGCCAGGGUCAGGGGGGGCAGAGCCAGUCAGUUACCAAAUUCCCACACCCCAUGUGGCAGCUGGGGGGCACUGGACAGGUAAAGGGGCCCGUUCCCCUGCGCCUUGUGUGGAGCCCGACCCUUCUGCCUGGGCUGCAUUUUACCCCCGCUUUGCACAGGUGCCAAUGGCUGCAGCGGGAGCGGGGAGCAUGGGGGAGUCAGCCCCCCAGGUUUGCUGAGACAGCCCCAUGGCCUGCUGUCAGUGGGACCGGGGCAACGGCUGGUCAUUGGGAGGUGCCGCGAGGCGUGAGAAGGGCUGUGCAGCGAGAUGUGUUCAUUAAACAGCUGUGUCCAACCUC
Caretta caretta (loggerhead turtle) is the source of this 8637-nucleotide messenger RNA. It is a transcript of the gene PHF24, whose product is annotated as PHD finger protein 24. Gene Ontology annotation, molecular function: transcription corepressor activity. The record is from RefSeq and is a predicted model, not a curated record. Gene Ontology annotation, cellular component: cytoplasm; nucleus. NCBI's taxonomy places the organism in Eukaryota, Metazoa, Chordata, Testudines, Cheloniidae.